Molecule: messenger RNA, 2107 nt
Organism: Anopheles funestus (African malaria mosquito)
Lineage: Eukaryota; Metazoa; Arthropoda; Insecta; Diptera; Culicidae
Gene: HHEX
Product: hematopoietically-expressed homeobox protein hhex
Exons: 3
Coding region: 925-1938 (337 amino acids)
Biological process (GO): regulation of transcription by RNA polymerase II; cell differentiation
Molecular function (GO): RNA polymerase II cis-regulatory region sequence-specific DNA binding; DNA-binding transcription factor activity, RNA polymerase II-specific
Source: RefSeq, a predicted model, not a curated record
UUUAUUAUGUUUGAUUUAUUUAGUUGUAAUAUCGCUUGAAAAUUGUGUAAAAAAGAAGAAUUUUUGUACAGAUUACAGCAAUUUCAAUUUUGUUUCUUAUGAAUAUGUCAUACAAUGGCACAGUAAACUUCCAUUUUGCGCUUGUACAAAACCCCCAACCCGCCAUCAAUGAAUUGCAUCAUAUUUAUCACAUUACCUGUCAGCAAGCUUUAAAAGUAAAUUUGGCAAUAAAAAAUAAACAUACACACAGGCAGAGAACCAUUCCGAUUACCCGCGCAAAAAAAAGCAUCAUUAGCCAGUUUAGAGCCAUAUCCUUCGGCUUUUUGGCAAACAAAUUGUUACGGAAGAAGGUGGAAGCGGUGAUAUAAAAAAAAAUUGCAGAAUCAAUCCACAACCACAACCACCGGGGGAAUGGUACAGGGAAAGGCGAACCAAACAAACAAACAGAAGAAGAGAAAAAAAAUGGAAACCUACCACGAUACGCAACCAAAAAACGGUCGCCCCUUUAUCGUCGACACCCCGAGCGAGGGUUACAGAGCGCGUUAUCAGCCGAAAUCGAAAUUCGAAUUCGAAUUCUAAUAAACAGUAUUAAUGUAUAUAAUGCGUCGGAUUGAUAAAACUCGUUAGUCACAGAUUGGUAGCCCGAACGUCGGAACGGUUUCCAGUAGGAGCGUUUAUUGCCGGUUUGAAUAGAGUUCGGUUAGGUGUUGUGUGUCUGUUUUUUGUGUUUGCUUGUUCCGCUGAAAAGCUCUUUUUGUGCGUUUUUUUGGUGAUCAUCGUUUGUGAUAUGUGAUCGUGUACCGUUUGAUGCUGUGAUGUGUUGAAGAAGACGAAAAAAAAACAAAAACAAGCCAGUAAAACCUAUCAAACCUUUGGGGUCUGCAUUGAGGAAGGAUAUAACAGUAAUAACACACUUGAAAGAAAAUGAAAAUGGGUUCAUCGAAACGUAAAUCAUCCUUCCGGAUCGAUGACAUACUGCAUCAGCAGCGUGUCGAACAGCAGAAUCUGCUCUACCAGCAUCAUCAUCAUACCGGGCGGCUGGCUGGUACCAGCACCGCCAACAGUUUGUCCAGUGAGACCGGAUCGGGCCAUUCGGUAGGACAUUCGGCAUCGGGCAGCAGUUACGGCAGUGGUACGUUACAGAGUCAUACCGCGCUCCCUCCGGAUUGUGGUACGCCACCGGGUUCACCCGUACUUGCAUCACCGCUCGCGAUCAGUGCCGGCAGCAAUGGAACAACGGGACGGUCAGAAUCGCCGAAAAAACCCACCGCCAUGUAUCCGGGGCUGUUGGAUUUUUCCAAAAACGUCAUACCGAUCCCGCUACAGUUCGGGAUGCCGGCGUUCAAUCCGCUCAAUGCCGCUUAUCUGGAGCAUUAUGCUUCCGUGUUACACAAAGCAUCACCCCGUGUUUGGCCAUUCUAUCCUCACCCGUACAGCUAUCUGCUGCCUACCUGCGGUUCCAAACGUAAGGGUGGCCAGGUUCGCUUUACACCCCAACAGACGCAAAGUUUGGAGAAGCGUUUUUCCAACCACAAGUACCUGUCGCCGGAAGAUCGUCGAAAUUUAGCCAUCCAGCUGAAGCUUAGCGAUCGGCAGGUUAAAACAUGGUUCCAGAACCGUCGUGCUAAGUGGCGAAGAGCCAACAGUGUCUGCCAAUCGACGGACGGGCUUGGUUCGUCCGACGGUAUGAGCGAUGUGGCCAAAAUGUCAUCCACCACCGGUACGAAUGGGGCAGCAAACCGUCCUGCCCACAGCAAAUACACGUCCGAAAACGAUGAAGAUGAUGGUGCGGAUGAAGGAAUGGCACGGUAUGGACGAAGAACGUCAUCUUCGAUGGAGUUUGAUGGAAAGAGCACCGACAGCUACUCGGACCGUGGCUCGAGCGAGGAUCGUGACGAUGAUGAAGACGAUCCGGCGUCACCGAUCGAUGUAAUAUAGCGUCCGCUUCAUGGGCGUCGAUAACCUAAACCCCAUGUACAUACGGUGCUGAGUGACUUCGAAUUUAAGUGACAAAUGUGACAAAACCCAAAAUAGUAGUUAAACCGCUAGAUAAAUGUGUUAGUGGCUCCUUAAAUAAGGUGGUUAAAAUAAAUGUAAGAAUUUUCGU